Molecule: messenger RNA, 2978 nt
Organism: Pocillopora verrucosa
Lineage: Eukaryota; Metazoa; Cnidaria; Anthozoa; Scleractinia; Pocilloporidae
Product: integrator complex subunit 7
Biological process (GO): snRNA 3'-end processing
Cellular component (GO): integrator complex
Source: RefSeq, a predicted model, not a curated record
UGUGAUUCCAACAUGGCGUCCUUACUAAGCUUUGGAACUUUCACAAACAUUGGAGAAAAAUCUUCCAAUAGUUCUGACAGCUGGCAAGAUGCGAACAGUGCAUUGUCAGAGCUUGAUAAAGGACUGCGAUCAAGUAAAGCUGGAGAACAGUGUGAGGCAAUAGUCAGAUUCCCAGGGUUAUUUGAGAAAUAUCCCUUCCCAAUUUUAAUCAAUUCUGCUCUGCUAAAGCUGGCUGAUGUCUUUCGUAUCGGGAGUAAUUUUUUGCGGCUUUGCAUUCUGAAGGUUAUUCAACAAAGUGAAAAACACCUGGAUAAGAUUUUGAAUGUGGAUGAAUUCUUGAAGCGAAUUUACUCUGUUAUUCAUUCAAAUGAUCCAGUGGCAAGAGCCAUCACUGUCAGAGUUCUUGGUAGUAUUGCUUGUAUCGUCUCUGAAAGAAAGAAUGUCCACCACAGCAUAAGAAGCAGCUUGGAAUCACAUGAUCAGGUGGAAUUAGAGGCAGCAAUUUUUGCAACGGACAGGCUUUGUGCACAGUCCAGAGAAUUUGCCUCUGGUCUCUACAACAAAAUAGCACAGCUUAUUGAAGGACUGAAUACUCCUGUGGAAAUGAAGCUGAAGUUAAUAUCUAUUUUCAGACACAUGCAUUAUGACUUACAGCUGACUGCAAAGGUCCAUGAAUUAUGUUCCUCUCUUCUUGCUUCUCAUCCCACAUGCCAGUUUGUUGUUGUCACCUUACACACCUUAUCUUGUCUUGCUGUAUCAUCAGUGAUUGACAUCCCUAAACAGACUGAGUUGUUACUGAAGUACCUAACACAAGAUCCUAGAAAAGUAGUUAAGAACCACACCCUUUCAGAUUUAAGGAUGCUAGCCAAGGGGGCACCACACAUGUGGAGAAUCCAGGACAUCGAGGCUCUCUCUGAAUUCAUUUUGAGUAGCUGUUAUGAUAACCUUACAUUUUCUGCAUUGAGGACAAUGGUAACUCUAUCAAGAUCAGAGGCUGUAGAUCUGCUCAAGAGUGAAAAAGUCCUUGAAAUCUGCCAGAAAGAAACAAAUUCCUAUAACUCUGCUAUAGCAGCCUUAGCAUCAGAACUCCUUGUCAACAUUGCUGUGGCAGGAAUUAAGUCUGAUAAAGAGGACAGCAGCCUUUGUGAACAAGCAGCUGUUGCAGUGGAGAGUGGUGCUGUUGUCUGUUGUGUAAACAAUCAACUUCAGCCAUUGAAGGUUUGUUUGUCAUCAAUGAAUUGUUUGGUGAAUAGUUCCCCUGAGGUGGCUCCCACCCUGGUUGAAAGUGUGUCCAGCUUGCUUCCAACUUCAUCUGGUCCAAUAGCACUUGAACUGUGUCAUGUGAUGGUCACCAUGGCAACACAGAUUCCAUCUUUACUUGCACCUUUAAGAAGUGAAAUUGUCUCACACUUUGCCAAAGUAGUAGUGAUUGCAGAUGAUGACCGCAAGGAAUCAAAAGAUUUAGUGGUUGGUAUGGCAACAUUGGUUUUACAGUCUUAUCAAAGUGUUUCACACAAUGAGGAUGAAGAUUCAGUGGCAAACUUGAAAAAGAUGUUGCUGGAAAACCUGGGAAAGUUAACAACAACAUCAAGAUACUGGACCAUGUUCAGAGUUGGCAAACAGGCCACAAGACUGGGUUUUCACAGCAUUGCAGCCAAAAUUUUUGGAAACCUGUCAUCCAAGGUGGCAUCAGAACACUUCUACUUCUGGUUAACUGCCUUAAAGUGUUUUUGUGAGGCAGAGAGUUUGCUUAGUGUCCCAUGUGAUAGUCAGUUAAUGUUAGCUAAACAGAUAUCAGAAGCUUGUGCCAAAUACCACAAAGGCAUUACAACCCUCAAGGCUUCUGUGUCUUCCAACAACCAACUGUCAUUCCAAUGUUCAUAUGCCAGUUUGAGGGCAGAAACGUUCCAGGCUCAUAGUCUGCUCCUCGCAUCUUGUGCUACCAUGAAAUCCUGUCCUCCGCCUGCCAUUGCAACGGCUGUUGCCAUGGCGACUGGUCAAGAUGUUCAGCGGUUGAGUCACUUUGCUGCUCAAAUGACUGAAUGCAGCAAAGUUUUCCGUAAUCUUGGUGAGAGUUAUGGACAGUUAUACCGCACUUCAUUUAAUGCAGACCCUGUGAGCCUCAAGAACAUCGAGACUCUUCAACAAAGCUGUUUAUUGAUAUCCUACAGUAUUGAUGUACUAAUGAAGACAUCCCAGCCCAGUUCUGUGGGUGAACAACGAAACAGAUCCUCAGCUCUGAGACAAAACGCACUGUCUUUGGCGUGUACAGACAUUUUAGAAACAGUAGAGAACCUUGCAAGUCAACUUGAAGCCCUUCCUCUUUGUCAUUUGCAAACCGAGUGUCUUAUUCGUGCUUCAAUGACUCUGGUCAAAGUACCUUUUAUAUUUCCAAAGUACUUCUUUUGCAGCCAACAAUCUACGUCCAUCAAGCUGGCGUUAUCUCCCUCGGCUCGGUCCCCUGGAGAGCCUAUCACGGUCAGUUUGGAUACACAGUUUGUUCUCAAGGUGGAAGGAGUAAUCGAUCAUGGACAGCGACCAGGCCUUUUUCGUGAUGUCCAGUCCGUCUGUUUGUCAGUAACUUGGCAGGCUGAGGAGAAGAAGCAGCAAACCCUGGAUGGAAAGUCCCCGCGCGAUUGUGUGACCAGUUUAGAACAGUCGGUGGUUCCGCAUCACGACUACUUCAGUGCCCAAUUCUUGCUCUCUCUGAGUACACCCACUGUGUAUCACGUGACAGUGUCUACUAGCGUGAUUGAUAGUUCUGGAAUACCGUGGAAUACAGGCCCUCAGAGCUCAUUGCAGAUUAAAGCUUCAGAUAAUACAGCCAGAAAACAAAGAACUUCAAGAUCUUAGUGACCAUGGAACGACUAUCAGCGAUAAUGAAAUAUAGAAGUAUUUCAUGUAAAUGUGAAAUGAGAUAUGUUUUGUAGUCAAGAACUUCUUAGGGAAAUGAAUACAGUAUAUAAACAACACUAUUA